Microplitis mediator is the source of this 2740-nucleotide messenger RNA. Its product is annotated as poly [ADP-ribose] polymerase-like. The transcript has 2 exons. Gene Ontology annotation, molecular function: NAD+ poly-ADP-ribosyltransferase activity. Bases 182 to 1510 code for a protein of 442 amino acids. The record is from RefSeq and is a predicted model, not a curated record. Lineage: Eukaryota; Metazoa; Arthropoda; Insecta; Hymenoptera; Braconidae.
CAAAAACAAAAAAAAACAUUUGAAUACAAUUAAUAGUUAAUAGCUGACGCGUUUAUUAUUCAUUUCCCAACAAUAAAUGAUUAUCGUUUUGUAGUUUAUUAAUUAUUUAAAAAAACUGAAGAAACUUCCAAUUUUUUCAAAAGUCCGAAUAAAUAAAACAAAGUUUAGUUAGUCAUCAACAAUGGAUUCUGAAACUAAAAAAAUAAAUAAAAAUAAAAGAAAACGACAAAACUCACAGAGGGUAUUUCCUUCUGCAGGAGUAAAAAAUUCAAAUGAUCUCGAAACAUCAACAACAAAAGUGGAUCCUAAAGCCAAUCAUACGAAGAGUAAUAAAAGAAAAAGAAGAAAUUUUCAAAAGAUCUCUCCUUCUUCAACAGAAACGAAUUCGUCUGACUCCCAUCUAUCAUCAGUGGACCCCCAAUAUCGAUCCGUAUCGUGCGUAUAUGAAGAUCGUGGAAGGAAGUAUUCAAUGGCUUUUUGGAAAUUGAAUCCUUACAACAAUGGAAUUUUGUACUACAAAGUCCAAAUCAUUGAUUACUUCCACAUAUCUAAAGAUUAUAAUCGCCUCUUUUUUGAUGGACAAAAAGAUUAUUUACUGGUUCAAAAUUGGGGGUUACUUGGCACGCAAGACUUUCGCGAUACUUCAGAAAAAUUACCGCUUGAAUGCUGUAUCAAUAGAUUUUACUAUUUAAUCAAUUGUUAUCAACAGUAUGAACACUACUUACCACUUAUUGAUUCACCCGAAACCAAUGAAGUGAAUUUGUCAUUUCCUGUGCAAAAACUUAUUAAAUUCAUAUAUUCAAAUAAUAUGAUUGCUAAAAAUGACUUAAAUAACAAUUCAUUAGUUGAUUGUUAUAAAAAAUUGAACUCUAAUAUUUCCGUACUCGAUAGAAAUUCCGUAAUGUUUGAUAUAAUACAACAAUAUAUAACUAACACACACUCUGAAUUCCACUAUCAUUUUAGAGUGAUGAUAAAUGACGUAUUCAUGGUUGAUAGAUACGGCGAAGACGAUAAUUACAUGAGAAAUCUUCAUAAUAAAAAAUUACUUUGGCAUGGGACUAAAAUGAGUAAUAUCUGUGCUAUUUUAUCAAACGGUUUGAAAAUCUCUCCCCUCAAUGCCAAGCACACGGGUCAUAUGUUUGGUAAGGGAAUUUAUUUUACUAAUGUUGUUUCGAAAGCCGCUAACUACAGUAAAACUAAUGUCGGACAAGGGGAUCAUCAGGGCAUUUUAUUAUUAUGUGAAGUUGCGUUGGGAAAUGUUAUGGAGUUAUACAAUGCGACAAAUAUAACGCAAUUGCCGUCUGAUGUACAUUCAGUAUUUGUUAGAGGAAUCAGCAGCCCACAGAAUUAUAUAAACAUUUCCCAGGGAGUUGAAGUUCCUUAUGGGCCGCUUGUUAAUGUGCCACUUUCCCAAAUACCACAGUUUCGUCACAAUCAAUUUGUUAUUUAUAAUACUGCGCAAGUUAGAAUUCGGUACCUUGUUUGCGUCAGUUAUGACUGUCUGUCAUGAGGCAUAGAAGAGAUGUAACUUUUUAUGUCUCUGAAGAUCUGAACGUUUUUUCCGGAGCGAAAAUAAAAAAAAUUUAUGAAAUUUUACUGAUUAGUGACUGCUGGGUAGUUGGGGUGGCUGCAAUUUUCAGUUGACACGAGCAUGUAAGCAAACUAGGGGUGUGCGAAUAGUUAGAAUUUAUGAAUUAUUCGUUUCGGAUCGAAUCGAAUACUUCGGCAGUGUUACAAUUCUUCUCAAAAAAUCUCUACUCAAGGGAAGUAGCGACAACUCGACUUACUCACAACUUUACUCAGCUUCAACUCUACUCAUAGAUUUUUUGUAUUCAGGUUUAACUCUACUCAGUUAUAUCUUAACUCAGCUUCAAUUAGAUUCAGCGACAACUUUCUUCAGCUACAACUCUACUCAUGUAUUUUAGACUAUCGAUAAAAUAACAAUUCUUUGUGAGUAGAGUUGUAGCUGAGUAAAGAUAUAACUGAGUAGAGUUAAACCUGAGUAAAAAAACUGUGAGUAGAGUUGAGACUGAAUAAAGUUGUGAGUGAGUAGAGUUGUAGCUACUUCCCUUGAGUAGAGAUGUUGUGAGUAAAAUUGUAACACUGCAACUCGAGUUAUUUGUAAAUUUUGGAAUAAUUCAAAUUUUUGUCAGAGGAAAAUAGAGCUUAGACACGAAUCUACAAAAAAAUUUACUUUUGCUGACUUUAAAAACUAAGCUCUCGAUUAAACAAAAACUGAAAAUUUAAAAGCUGACCAAAAUUUUCUUGAUUCAAAUUGAAUAACUUGAAAAAUUACGAAUAAUUUUAAAACUUGUGGGUAAUUUUAAAAUUGACCAAUAAUUUGAAAAGUUAUGAAUAAAUCGAAUUGUUUCGAGAUUAGAUUCCAAUCGAUUCGCACAUCUCUAAUGCGAUCCAUUUCAAAAAUUUAGAUCGAGUAAAUUUUUUACUGUUCGUUUCGUUUUUUUUAUUUUCGUUCCGUGAAAAACGUUCCGAUCUUGGGGUCCGUAUUUUUUUGUAAGCUUAUAUAACAUAAUUUAAGACGAGUUUAUAUGCUAUUUAUAAAUUAUUAUAACAAUUACAUAUUUAACUAGUUAACUAUUGGAUAAAAAAAUAGUUUAUGAAUUUUUAAGAGUGUUUUGGAUCAUUAAAAUUUCAUUUAAAUGAAACUAAGAAUGAAUAAAACGUUUAUGUCAUAUUUUUUUAAUUAAACAUGAAAUGUAUGUCUAAAAAGACGCUAUUA